Messenger RNA from Saccostrea echinata, 7480 nucleotides. RefSeq names its product tyrosine-protein phosphatase non-receptor type 23-like. Gene Ontology annotation, biological process: early endosome to late endosome transport; protein transport to vacuole involved in ubiquitin-dependent protein catabolic process via the multivesicular body sorting pathway; endocytic recycling. NCBI's taxonomy places the organism in Eukaryota, Metazoa, Mollusca, Bivalvia, Ostreida, Ostreidae. Bases 4 to 6963 code for a protein of 2319 amino acids. The transcript is spliced from 31 exons. Gene Ontology annotation, molecular function: protein binding; protein tyrosine phosphatase activity. Gene Ontology annotation, cellular component: endosome. The record is from RefSeq and is a predicted model, not a curated record.
AAGAUGGAGGCAGUACCUCGACUGCCGAUGAUAGCUUUCGAGCUGAAAACCAGCCCAGAAUAUGUAGAUUUUGGACCAGUGCUAAAACAGUACAUAAGAGACAACUAUGGUGAGGAUCCUGCAGACUACAACAAGGCUUGUAGUGAACUUGAACAGCUCAGACAGAGUGCUGUCCAUGUGUCACAUGAUUUUAUGGGAUGUAGUACCUUGAAAAAGUACUAUGCCCAGUUACAGUUUCUUCAAGGGAGAUUUCCCAUGACUGAUGGUGGACAAGCUGCCAUGCCAUUUACAUGGGAGGACAUUUUCAUGGUUAGGGAGGUCACUUUAGCAGACAUCAAGUUUGAACAGGCUUCGGUCCUAUACAACAUUGGUGCUCUACACUCUAUACUUGGAUCCAUGGAAACUAGAACAAAUGCAGAUAGUAUGAAGGUGGCAUGCACACACUUUCAGUGUGCCUCAGGAGCAUUUGAAUAUCUUAGAGACCAUUUUGGAUCAGCCAUGAUGAGUCUUGACUUUUCACACGACCUCUUGACCUUUCACAUCAAUUUGAUGCUGGCACAAGCACAGGAGUGUAUCCUAGAGAAGUCAAUGAUUGACAGCAGAAAGAGCUCAAUUACUGCUAAAGUAGCAGCCCAAAUUGUUGAGUUUAACAACCUUGCUAUGAAAUCCUUAGAGCCUGCCUACAAGGAGGGAAUAGUGCCAUCUCGUAAAUACAAGGAAUGGAAGAAGAGAAUGGAAUUAAAGAGUCAGUUUUAUGAAUGCAUUACUAACUUCUACAUGGGGAAGCAGUCAGAGGACCAACAGAAAUGGGGAGAGUGUCUAGCAUACUACACCACAGCAUUCAACAAGCUCAAUGAGUGUAUUAAACAGGGAAAGAGUGAAGGUGGAGAUAUCCAGGAAUCUUUCAGAUUUGCAAUGGAUGUCAUAGGAGGAAAAUACCAAUCUGCCAAGAAGGAUAAUGAUUUUGUGUACCAUGACAAGGUUCCAGAUCUGGCCAGUUUACCUGAAGUUAAAGGUGCUUCUCUAGUGAAGGGUAUAACCUUUAACCCAAGUGACCCUGAAGUGUCAGGCCCAGAUUUAUUCCAGAAACUGGUCCCCAUGGAGGCUCACGAGGCUUCAUCACUCUACAGUGAAGAGAAAGCCAAACUGAUAAGAAGAGUUUGUGGAACUAUAGAGGAGAAAAAUGCAGAGCUAGUGCAGUUCAUGUCCUCUCUGAACAUUGACCAAUCAACUUUGAGCUAUGAACCAGAGAACUUGCCACAAUCUCUGCUGGAGAAGUGUGCUGCUGUAUCUGUCAAACCAAAUGCCAUUAAAGAUCUGGUUAAUGCAAUGACGGGUGUUUCAAAUGUGGCAACAGAAGUUGAAAUGUCUUUGAAUGAAAUCAGUAAAAUGUUGGAGGAGGAUGGCAAAGAAGAAGAGGAGUUUCAGAAACAGUUUGGCAAACGAGCAGAACAUCCAAUGUUUGAAAAUAUCAGAAAGGAACUAAAUUUGUUUUCUGAGGGCCAUAAAAAGGGGAGUAAAUCCAACAAUGACCUCCAUAAAGCAAUGAAUGCACACAUUACCAAUCUCAGACUACUAGGUGGUCCCAUUGAAGAUAUUAAGAAUGCAUUACCCUCCAAAGACAAGGAAAAGACCCCAGAAGAUGAGACUAUUGUGAAAGAACUUCAAAGAUUAAUAUCAAAGGUUGAUGAAAUGAAAUCUCAAAGAAGCUUGUUAGAAGAACAGUUCCGUACUGAAGUCCAAAAAGAUGAUAUAACACAUAGGAUUGUCACACAAGAAGGGUCAAACAAACAGGUAAUGUUUGAGCAAGAGAUUCUGAAGCAUAAAAAGCUGGAAGAGAUCAUACAACAAAAUCUGACAGCUCAGGACAACAUUCUUAGAGCUCUUACUGAUGCUAAUGUUAGGUACGCAGAAGUUAGGAGGAAAGUUGGGGACGUUGCAGCAAGGAGGGAGGUGAUGAUCAAAGACCUGAUCAAUUCUUUUGAUGUUUAUGAGGAUUUACUUGCAAAAUCACAGAAAGGACAGGAGUUUUACAGGAAGCUGGAGAGUAAUGUGUCCAAACUCCUGACUCGCUGUCGAGGUUUGUGUAAAAUUCAGGCUGAGGAGAGAGAGCAGAUUAUCAACAGACAUAAACCCAAGGAACCUCCUCCCAGACCAAUGGCUCCAAAGCCAGACAAUACAGCUCCAGAUCCCAUGAUCUGUAUGGGUGCUUCUGAUAAUGCCCUCCCCACAGCUACAAUUCCUCCACAACCUGUAGCAGCACUGAACACUAUUCCUGGUUUUGAAGGACCCAAACUGAAGGAUUAUUUACCAUUUAUGAAACCCAAGACAUUUGGCAAAGAUAGGGAGAAGAAAAGUAAUGCUAGAUCUGCACCUGAAAAUCUUGGAUCACAAGCAGGAAGAGCUCCAGAUUUACCUCAGAACUUACCAAAUCAAGGAGACUUAAGUAGUUACCUGCCAAGAGCUGAUCAACAGAAUCCAUCUAUCCCACAAGUCCCUGCUGUUGCCGGAAGCCAGCAACCAGUCAUAGAUCAGUCUGCUUCAUUCAGCCAACAGAUGUCACAGUUCUCAGCACGACCUCCCUUUAAUCCAUCUCAUGUUGAUGUAGGUCAGUCAUACUCCUCUCCUGGCCAGAGUCCUUCUCCAAGUCCAGCACUCCCCUCUCCAGCCCACAGUCCAGUUCCAAGACAACAGUAUAGAUCACAAUCACUAAGUCCAGCACCUCAGGGUAGAAGUCAGAAUCCAACACAGGACCAAGAGUACCACAGUCUCCCAGCAGGUUAUGGUCAAGGAUAUCUGACUCAAAGUCAGACAUCCCAGAACCAAAGCUUGUCGCAGGGACAGGUUCUUGGGUAUCAAAGUGUUUCUCAGAGUCAGAUUCCUGGACAUUAUGCCCAGACAUUAUCAGGACAAGUACAACAACCAGGGCCACAGAAUACAAUGGAUCCAAACAGGCAAGGAACCACUCAGCUACCUGUUAAUUAUAACCAAAGUGACUUUAGACAGCAACAGCAAUCAGUGGAUCCAAGGAUUUCUGGUGGCAUGGUUUCUGCAAGUCAACAAAUUCCUCAGUCCUCACAACCAGUGCCAACUGGCCAGCAGUAUAGAUCACCUGCAUCCAGUUCCUCUACUCAGAAAACAAAUAUCAGUUACCAAAUGCCCUCUAAUCAGCUCCAACACAGUCAAGUUAAUACAGGAGUUAGUCAGAUAAAACAACAAGUGGUCAGUUACAGUCAAGGUCCUGCAGGUCAGCAAGAAACAGGGGGAUAUAUCCAGCAGGCAGGACAAUAUUACCAGAAUCAGAUGAAGCUACCACAUCAGAAUGUUUCUAGUCAACAACCACAACAGUUUACACAGCCACAUCAAUCUAUGGGACUUGUAAAUCAAAGCCAACAACAGCAGCAGGUUCAGCCAGUUUCAUCUAUUCCAAGUGGUCAGCAACAGCAAAACAUGUACUCAAAUCAGCAAUUUGGUAGCAGUGGAUACAUGACAAAUCCGAAUACCCGCAGGUACAUGACCAAUCAGGUUGAUCAAAACAACGAAGGAAGAUCAUCUCCUGCCAACUUACAUUUAGGACUGCCUUAUGCUAGCACUCACCAGUCAAGACCAGCUCAGUCUUUCAGUCAUGGUGAUGAUAAAUCCCAUACAGUCAAUAGUAAAGAACAUAACUUGUCUUAUGGUCAUCCAGCCCAUAGUCAUCAUGCCUAUGCUCCUCUCAAGCCAGUAGGACCAGCACUUCAAAAUACUAAAUGGGAUGCAGAAUCCCAGAUGACUCAGCAAAAACUGGAUAAUGUUGAAAAAGAUCCCAGAUAUCAGAAAGGAAGUGAGUUUGAAUUUUUGCAUUUAGGAAUGCCUUAUGCCAGUACACAUCAAUCUAUGCCAUCAACAGCCACAAGUCAUAUCAGUACAAUGAAUCCCUCUCAUUUAAACUCUGUUCCACUUCUAACGUAUGGACACCUUGGUUAUGGCCCUUUGCCAUCCACCAGCUACUCUGCCACUAAUCUGAGUCAAUCAGCAGCAACACAAGCUAUAAGGCAACAGCAACCCCAGGUGCAAUAUCAACCACAGCAACAAGCACUGAACUUCCAGACAGGAAUGCCGUAUACUAGUACAUCUCAGUCAAUGUCUGCCAUGUCAAUGAGUAAAAUGAUCCCAACACAAACCCCUGUUUUGUUAAGCAGUACUGCACAGUCACACAUGUACAUGGCUGGAAGCCAAGCCACAACCCAAACUGCCACAUUAAGUAGUGUUGGCAAUAGCGUAAAUUAUCCGAAUGUGCAACAGGGGCUGCAGCAGGCUCCACAACAAAUUUAUUCCCAACCACAGCAACAAGGGCAACAACAGUACAGUGUACAAUCUCAAUCACAACAUAUGCCGCAGCAAAGAUCUGACAAUGGCCAGCAGGGGCAGAGUGGAAGUUUUCAACAAAGUCGUCAGCCAAAUUUUAGUCAACAAAUGAAUUAUCAAACAUCAGGAUAUUUACAACAACAACAAAAUUUGAGUAGCUACCCUGGAGCUGUAGAACAACCUCAACAAAUGAGUCAAGGACAUUCACAACAGUUGACUCAGCAACCACAACAGUUGACUCAGCAACCACAACAAAUGACCCAGCAACAACAACCACAACAAAUGACCCAGCAACAGCAAUCAAGGAUGCCAUAUCAGGGGAUGAUGCCAACACAAGUCCCAUCUUCUCAACAAAUGCCAUCAGCAGUAAUGCCACCACAGCAUAUACCACAGCCUGGUCAUGUACAACAACAACAACAACAACAGUGGAUGUCAUCUGGGACAAGUUCCCAGUACCAGUCCUCUGUCAGUGGUUCAUACCAGUCUGUACAAGGAGCCUCAUACCAAGUAUCUACUGGGAGUCCAUACCAAAGUUCUAGUGGAAAUGCAUACCAACAGACAGCAAGUGGAGGUGCUUACCAACAGCAAAGCAGUGGAUUGUAUCAGUCUUAUCAACCAAGACAAUCAGCUCCUUAUGGUCCAGCACAGGGUCCAGAUAUGACCAAGCCAACUGCAACUCAACAAGAUUUACAAGGCUUGUUUGAUUCCAAUAUCCCAGAAUCCAUGCAGCCAUUACAGCCUCUAGUGGUUAAUAAACCACAGUCAGUUCCCAGUGAGGAUCCCCCAAAAUCUGUUGCUCCCUCAAUGUCUUCAUUAUCUCCACCUAAACAGGUACCCUCUAAACAGAUUCCUGUUGUCCCUCAACAAAAAACCCACCAGCGUCAAGAUUCCAGUGCCUCCACAGCUUCCCUGGAUGAUAUCCUGUCCACCAGUCCAAGCAUCCCCCAAAAAUCCACCCAUGACCAUAUGCUUACCCCCAAAGUUCUCACUGCACAGGAAAUUGAACAACAAAAAGAAGAAGCAGUAAUUAAGAAUCAGUUGGCUCGUCAGACAUCAAAAGAUCCUUUUUCUGACCCCCUGGUGAAGGAUAGGUUUGUGGGAGAGGUGGAGAAACUUGCCAAGUAUGUGGAGAGCCUCACAAAAACCACAUGUUCAGGUCCCACCAAUCUAGAUGUAGUGUGGAAGGAGCUAAUAGAAGAACAAGACAGAGGUGGGAAAAAGUCCUCUAUGGCCAUUGCACGGUGUUACCCAGCUAAAAACAGAGAACAAGACAGCAUGCCUUAUGAUGAAAAUCGAAUUAUACUCACCACACUGAAGGAUGACUAUAUCAAUGCAAGUCUCAUUGUGGAUUUGUCACCAAACUGCCCAAAGUUUAUUACAACCCAGUCUCCACUUCCUGUGACACUCACAGACUUUUGGGUAAUGGUAUAUGAACAGGGGUCAGAGGUCAUAGUUAUGCUCUCCAGUGAAACGGAGAAAGGAAAGAAAUUCCCAGAAUAUUGGCCUCAGCAGAAAGGAAGGACAGAGUACCAUGGUCCAAUAACAUUGACCUUACAGAGUGUCAAGGACAAAGUCAACUGGGUCGAGAGGAUCAUUUAUUUAAAUCACAGUGAGAAAAAGCAAGGAAGAACAGUUGUGCAGUUGCAGUACAAAAAUUGGCCAAUCAGUGGUUUUCCUGAGAAUGUUUCUUAUAUCCUACAAUUCAUUACUGAAGUUCACAGCUUUUAUAAACAGCAACGCAGUCUGUUAAAGCCAGUGGUUGUUCACUGCAGCAAUGGGACUGGCAGAACAGGUGUGUUUAUGUUGAUAUACACUUGUAUGCAAGACAUUGAUCAUGGAAAAGGGGUGUCCGGUAUCAUGGAUGUGGCAAAGAAAAUGUUUAAACAACGGCGUCUUCCUAUAAAGGAAAAAUUUCAGCUUAAAUAUGCAUAUGAGGCAGUUUUAUUUUAUGCUCAAGAUAUAUUAGCCAAAGAGGGAAUCCUAAUAAAGAAGGCAUCUUUUGGAGACAAACUUCCGCACCCAGGAGAGAAAUCCAAUCAAUGGACGCCAACAGAGGACAUCUUGUUUGGUGCUAUGUCUGUCAGUGCUCUACGAACAAAUGUGGCUAAAAUGGGACUUCAUGCCAUGGAACCCAGUGAAGAAGAGAUAGGAAAAUCACAGGAACACCUCAGACAGGAUCUGUCAGAAAACUUACCUGAUGUUGUGCAACGAGCGGAUAAAAACAAAGGAAGGGAUCAGGGAACUGAAACUACAUCUGAUAAAAUGGAAGAAAGUGUAGAUGCUAAACCUAAAAUGGUUCAUUCAGAGUCUAGUUCUUCUAUUAAAAGCUUGGAUUCAGCAUCACACAGGAGUUUGGACUCUGUGUCAUUGCCAAGCUUUGACUCGGCACCAGAAUCCAAGGAAGGGUCACCAUUUCAUCAGUCAGCACGAGCAGGGAACCAGUUGUCACUUGCCGACCUACAAAAUCCACAUACCUUUGACCUAGGGACAAGUGAAGGCAAAAAGAAAAUUACUAAAGCUAAUUUUCAGCAGAAGACAUCAGGACUUUCAGGUCAUUCUAGUGACCCUUCAGACCCUUUAAAUUCACUUGACCCUCUUUGGUCUUUAAACAAAUGAUGAAUGAUAAAAUUAAAUGAAAACCAUUCCAUGGGAACUGAUUUUUUGUGUCAUGUCUGUUGCUGUUGUUGAAGUUAUUGUCUUUUGGUUCAAUAUAAGUAUACAUGAGUAACAUAUGAUGUUAAUACAUGAAUAUGAUUUGUAAAAAUUCACUAAUAUUGUAAGUGCUAGAACCAUUGAGUGUGUUGAUUUGAUUUAGAUAAACUGUGUUUGAUGAGAUGGUUGCAUUAUAUUUUGCCUCCAACACAUAUCUUUGUGGAUAAAAACAGUACAUGUCAUAGAAUUAAUAUUACACUACAGAGGAAAAAAUCAUGAAUAUAUUAAAUAAUGAAGUUUUUUUGUGCACAAAAUUUGUGUCUUGUUUCUUAGUACCGGUAAUUACAAUCACGAUGUGUUGUUGUAUGGUAAUAUUUUGAAUGUUAAGUUAUUAUACAAUGUUUCAAUAUUCUAUAACAAAUCCUAUUUUUAGGGCAUUUCAAUGAAACAUGAUUAUGAUUUACAAGAUUUUAAUGUAAGA